Messenger RNA from Sceloporus undulatus (fence lizard), 1560 nucleotides. RefSeq names its product COP9 signalosome subunit 7A (gene COPS7A). The transcript is spliced from 8 exons. Gene Ontology annotation, cellular component: COP9 signalosome. Bases 172 to 999 code for a protein of 275 amino acids. The record is from RefSeq and is a predicted model, not a curated record. NCBI's taxonomy places the organism in Eukaryota, Metazoa, Chordata, Lepidosauria, Squamata, Phrynosomatidae. Gene Ontology annotation, biological process: COP9 signalosome assembly.
CAAUGGGGAGCCCGGGGAGGCGGGGCCUGGGAGGGCAGCUGUGACGUCACCAACCCGGAAGUGGUCCGUCUGUGGCAGAGAAGGGGGCAGGAGACGGCCAAGGCUCCAGGUGGGCUCCCUCAGGUUGCGGGGGCUGCAGCCUGGCCCUGGAGCAGACCGAGGGGAGACUCCAUGGCAGCCGAGGUGAAAGUCACAGGGCAGAACCAGGAGCAGUUCCUGCUGCUGGCAAAGUCUGCCCAUGGAGCUGCCCUGGCCAGCCUCAUCCACCAAGUGCUAGAAGCCCCUGGCAUCUAUGUCUUUGGAGAGUUGCUUGACAUGCCCAACGUUCGAGAGCUAGCAGACAGUGAGUUCUCCCCUGUCUUCCGCCUCCUCACCGUCUUUGCCUAUGGGACGUAUUCAGACUACUUGGCUGAAUCUGGGAAUCUGCCUCCCUUAACAGAGGCUCAGAAGAACAAAUUGCGGCAUCUCUCAGUCGUCACACUGGCUUCAAAACUCAAGUGCAUUCCUUACUCAAUGUUGCUGGAGCAGCUGCAGCUGAAAAAUGUGCGCCAGCUGGAGGACUUGGUGAUUGAGGCUGUAUAUGCAGAUGUACUUCGGGGAAGCCUAGACCAGCGUAAUCAACGAUUAGAGGUGGAUUAUAGCAUUGGGCGUGACAUUCGCAGGGAGGAGCUCAGUGCCAUCACUCGCACACUUCAGGAAUGGUGCCAGGGCUGUGAGGUUGUCCUUUCAAGCAUUGAAGAACAAGUUAGCCGAGCCAAUCUGCACAAAGAGCAGCAGCUGGGUCUGAAACAGCAAAUUGAGAGUGAGGUGGCAAAUCUUAAAAAGACAAUAAAGGUGACGACAGCAGCAGCUGCUGCAGCAACAUCCCAGGACCCUGAGCAGCAUCUGUCAGAACUCCGGGAGCCCGCUCCGGGUACCAACCAGCGCCAAGCCAGCAAAAAGGCUUCCAAGGGCAAAGGGCUCCGAGGCAGUGCAAAGAUCUGGUCUAAAUCAAACUAACAGGACUGCUGCUGGGAAGGACGAACAGAUGUCCCAUGUAUGGUGCUUGCUUCUCCAACCUGGAUGACUCUGCACAAGCUGUUCCUCCUCAGCUCCAGUCUCUCUCUAACCUCACUCUGCCUUUUCAUUUUCCCUUCUUCUGGCAUGCACAGCUAUGCUUUCUGUCCUUCUGUUGCUAUCUAAUUUUUUUUUAAUUUAUUUUUUUUUUUACUUUUUUUUCUGUUCUGUGUGUCACCAAUUUUUGGUUUUGCCCCCUCCCCCUCCUACUUUUGGGUGCAUUUUAAGGAGCCAUAAAAUGACCUCUAUUUCAGAUACCUUUGCACCAAUAGAAUAUUGUGGAAACCUGGUUGGAAAUGAAUGUGGCACCAAGUAACCACUUUUGUUCUGAGUGUUGAUCCUGGGACAUCUGCUCUGGGGCACAGUUUACCUUCUCAAUUUUUAGCUUUGCUAGGAUCAGUGGAGGGGCCGGGUGUGUAUGAGUGCGUUUUGGGUGGAUUGUUUUUAAAAAAUAGUAUAAAUAUAUAAAGCAAUUUAAAAAAUAAAUCUAUGGACAUAUCUAAA